Molecule: messenger RNA, 534 nt
Organism: Purpureocillium takamizusanense
Lineage: Eukaryota; Fungi; Ascomycota; Sordariomycetes; Hypocreales; Ophiocordycipitaceae
Exons: 2
Coding region: 1-534 (177 amino acids)
Source: RefSeq, a predicted model, not a curated record
AUGCCUCGCAACGCCGCGCUCGAGUUGUUUACUCCGACGGCGUCUAUACCCGCGGGUCACGGGGUUCGGCAACGGCCAGAGCCACCGCGACUUCGCCGAUGCGAGGCACGGUGCUUCUCGGCGGUGGAAAAGGCCGACGCGGAGGAGAUGGUGUUUACGUUUCGAGUGCCGGACCUGACCAUACCAGAGCUCGCGGCGACGGACCGGAUAAGCGAGUACGAACGGACGCGGCUGGCCGAGGAGCGGACGCGGGACUGGCUGCGCGACGUGGCGACGCGACUGGCCGGCCUGCCGCUGGGGCCGGAGCUCGGGGUGGCAGCGGCGGCGGUGAUGGAGUGGGAGGCGGGUAGACGAGAGAGAGAGGCGCGGAGGGAUGGCGAGGAUAAGUUGGGUGGUGGGAAUAUGAGGAGAGGUAGGACGAGGAGCAAGGGGAGAGAAGGAGAGGAGCAGUGGUGGGAGGAUGUGGGUGCGGUGCUGAGGGAGUGCAGUGAGUUUUUCGACCCGAGCCUAUUCUCUUUACCCCAACGAGAGUAG